Molecule: messenger RNA, 1263 nt
Organism: Gaeumannomyces tritici R3-111a-1
Lineage: Eukaryota; Fungi; Ascomycota; Sordariomycetes; Magnaporthales; Magnaporthaceae
Exons: 2
Coding region: 1-822 (273 amino acids)
Source: RefSeq, a predicted model, not a curated record
AUGGCGCGAGAAUUCGGCUACCGCGACGGCAUCGCCGUCUUCCAGAUCGUCUGCUUCUCCGCCCUAUUCCUCUGCGCCAUCGCCAUGGCCCGGUCGCGCAAGAACGGCUGGUUCUGCGUCGGCGGCGUCGCCGUCAUCCGCCUGGUCGGCGCGAGCUGCCUGCUCGCGACGCUCGGGGACAACUCGCGCAGCGUGUGGGCCGGCGUCUACGUGUGCGAGUCGCUUGGCGUCCUGCUCCUGACCUUUUUGCUGCUGGGGAUGCUGGAGAGAGCAAACCACUUCGUCCCGCUCCUCAACCGCCACUUCUUCCGCGCGCCCAUCCUCCUCUCGUGGCUGGGCAUCGGCCUGACCGCGGGCGACUACGUCCUGGCCGUGCGCGAGGGCGACGCGUACAGCCCCGUCAACCCGUGGGGCGUCGCGGGCAUGGCCGUGUUCGUCGCCAUCUACGGGGCCACGGCGGCGCUCGCGCUCUUCCUCCUGCUCCGCCGCGCGGCUUUCAGGGAGCGCGGGUGGCACGGCGAGCGGCGCCAGGUCGAGUGCGCCGCGGCCUGCAUGCCGGUCCUCGGGCUCCGCGUCGCCUACACCGUGGCGGGCCGCCUGUCACCGCCCGGGCGUGAGACCUUCAACCCCGUCCGCGGCGGCGACCCCACCGCGUACCUGGUCAUGGUCGCCUUCGCCGAGGUCGCCGUCGCGGCUGCGGCCACGGCCGCCAUCCUCUGGUACGGAAGGGACUGGAGGCAGUACGAGAAGGCGCUCCGCGAGAGCAUUGACGACGAGCAGCAGCAGGGCGCGCAGCCGCUGGCGGCCUCGCGGCAAGCAUAGAGUGGGACGCGAGAAAUUCUGGAAAUACUGCGCAUGAGGGGAGAGAGCUCCUUGUUUUUUUUUUUUUGAGUCAAAACAGUCCACGUCGACCCCGAAAUAUCUUUUACAAUGUAGCCACUUCGCUAGCCAUGGCGCUAGACCGAGCCCGUAUCUUCCUCGUCCCAGAGGCGUCAUCAUUCCGGCCAGUCGAGAUCGGUCGGUAUGAAAUAAGUGCCGGUGGAAGACUUUGGGGGCACGGCGGGUGGCUUCAACCUGUUGGGCCCCGGGUCCGGCUUCGGUGGUGGCUUUGGCUGCCGUUUCACCCCUGGUGUAAACGACUCUGCGGCCGGAGUAGCUAGCCUGGCCUGCCUUUUGAUCUGGGCGGUUUCUCGAGCCUUCUUCUCGACCUUGUCCUUGAUCUGUACCUCGACCUUCUCCUGAAUCUGUACUUCGAUCUCCUCA